This is a messenger RNA of Galeopterus variegatus (Sunda flying lemur), 666 nucleotides long. It is a transcript of the gene BARX2, whose product is annotated as BARX homeobox 2. Bases 1 to 666 code for a protein of 221 amino acids. Gene Ontology annotation, molecular function: DNA-binding transcription factor activity, RNA polymerase II-specific; DNA binding. The transcript is spliced from 4 exons. NCBI's taxonomy places the organism in Eukaryota, Metazoa, Chordata, Mammalia, Dermoptera, Cynocephalidae. Gene Ontology annotation, biological process: regulation of DNA-templated transcription. The record is from RefSeq and is a predicted model, not a curated record.
AUGAUGUACGGAGGCUCCCCUUCCCUUCGGGCAUAUCCUCUCCUCUCGGUGAUCACACGACAGCCCACGGUCAUCUCCCACCUGGUCCCCACCGCCCCUGGAAUUGCCCGGGCGCUCUCCCACCACCCAGCCGCCGAGGCUGCAUCUGCUGAGACCCCAGGCAGUGAGGCUCUAGCCAGCAGCGAGUCGGAGACGGAGCAGCCCAUACCCCGGCAGAAGAAGCCCCGCCGGAGUCGCACCAUCUUCACUGAGCUGCAGCUCAUGGGCCUGGAGAAGAAAUUCCAGAAGCAGAAGUACUUGUCCACCCCAGACAGGUUGGACUUGGCCCAGUCUCUGGGACUCACUCAGCUGCAGGUGAAGACUUGGUAUCAGAAUCGCAGGAUGAAAUGGAAGAAAAUGGUUCUUAAAGGUGGACAGGAAGCACCCACAAAACCCAAAGGUCGUCCCAAGAAGAACUCCAUCCCCACGUCAGAGGAGAUUGAGGCUGAAGAGAAGAUGAACAACCAGGCCCAGGGCCAGGAGUGCCUGGAGCCCUCCCAGGGACAGGAGGAGCUCUGUGAAGCCCAGGAACCCAAACUGCGCACUGUCCCGUUAGAGAUGGCAGAGCCACCAGGCCAGCCCCAGGAGUUACCAGCAGCCUCUUCGGAACCCCCCCCAUUAAGCUAA